AUGCCACGUCNACGGCAUGUCAGCGACUCGGAGAAACGACAGAGUCAAAGUGAAAUUCGCACAUUAUUCGCCACUCCGGUUUUUCGCUUGCGAUCUCUGGGCUCGAGAGCCUCACAGUGUGGUUCGCCAGGGAUUUGUCAUAGCCAGGAAAAAGAUGACAAACUUCCAAAUAUUUCGGAACAAUUCUAUACGUUUCGCGGUUGUAAAGACAAGGAUAUUAUUCACGGUGGUCUCAAAGCCGUAUUGUGCUGCUAUACAAUGCAACAUGGUUAUUACGGGGGAACAAUGUCCGAAUCUAUUUCGCUUAUCAUUUUUACCGAAUGUGGUUUGUGGGAGUGUUUAGGAUAUUUCGGCAUAUCAGCAACCAAAUUGCGUGGAUUACAUUCAACCAUAUUUCGUAAACUAUGCUUCGGACGACGAAGAAUAUCCAUGGAUUUGUACAUCACAAUUUUCCUUCGUUGGUUAGCGGAAGCUGUUCAACAUUAUGUGGGGAAAGAUGUACCUGUAUUGAGUAUUAUGAUCAAUACUCUCGUGUGGCCGCUAUUCGAGGGCAAAACACUGUUACAAAAAGUGCUCGGUAAUCCGGAACAUCGGCGUCAGCGAAAAGUACAGUUUAAUGUGCAACUGAAACUACAAGUACCCAGACACAGCCGAAUGUAG
Molecule: messenger RNA, 660 nt
Organism: Echinostoma caproni
Lineage: Eukaryota; Metazoa; Platyhelminthes; Trematoda; Plagiorchiida; Echinostomatidae
Source: the annotation of a GenBank genome assembly